Messenger RNA from Impatiens glandulifera, 5411 nucleotides. RefSeq names its product brefeldin A-inhibited guanine nucleotide-exchange protein 5-like. Gene Ontology annotation, biological process: regulation of ARF protein signal transduction. The record is from RefSeq and is a predicted model, not a curated record. Gene Ontology annotation, molecular function: guanyl-nucleotide exchange factor activity. Gene Ontology annotation, cellular component: trans-Golgi network. NCBI's taxonomy places the organism in Eukaryota, Viridiplantae, Streptophyta, Magnoliopsida, Ericales, Balsaminaceae. The coding region runs from base 16 to 5148 and encodes 1710 amino acids. The transcript has 31 exons.
UUUUAUAUUGAAGUUAUGCUUAUCUGUGAUUCUAUUCCUAGUUCCGAAGAAGCCGGUGUGGGAUCUCAGUCUGCUGAUGAAGCAGAGCAUGCAAAGCAGCUGUCAAGCGUAACAUCAAUCUUAGCUAAGGCUGGAAAUACAUUGGAAGGAGCAGUAGCAGAGCUUGUGUUGAAUCCUCUAAGACUGGCAUUUGAGACCAAGAAUGUCAAAGUUUUAGAAUUAGCUUUGGACUGUCUUCAUAAACUUAUUGCAUAUGACCAUCUAGAAGGUGAUCCUGGACUAGAUGGUGGUAAAAAUUCACCAUUGUUUACAGACAUUCUAAACAUGGUCUGUGGUUGUGUGGAUAAUUCAUCCCCUGAUAGUACUACUUUACAAGUCUUGAAGGUGCUUUUGACAUCUGUAGCAUCCUCAAAGUUUAGAGUUCAUGGAGAGUCGUUGCUGGGAGUAAUCAGACUAUGUUACAAUAUUGCUCUAAACAGCAAGAGCCCUGUGAACCAAUUAACCUCAAAGGCAAUGUUGACCCAGAUGAUCAGCAUUGUCUUCAGACGGAUGGAAUCCGAUCCGGUUUCUACAACAGUCACUUCUGUUGCACACAAGAAAAUUGCUCCGCAUAGUUCAAAUUCCACGACUGAUGAGAUUACCUCAGUUGACCAAAGUGACAAAGUAACACUAGAGAAUGAAACUUCUUCAGAUCAACUCAAAGAAACUUCACUUGCAUCUGUUGAAGAACUUCAGAAUCUUGCGGUUGGAGCUGACAUAAAGGGAUUAGAAGCUGCUCUAGACAAAGUUGUGCAUCUUGAAGAUGGUGAAAAAGUAACCAGAGGGAUUGACCUUGAGAGCAUGAACAUUGGCCAUCGUGAUGCUUUACUUCUAUUCCGGACACUUUGCAAGAUGGGUAUGAAGGAAGACAAUGAUGAAAUUACCACGAAGACUCGCAUCUUGUCUCUUGAGCUUCUGCAGGGCUUAUUAGAAGGUGUUAGCCACUCAUUCACAAAAAACUUUCAUUUUAUUGACUCAGUGAAAGCUUACCUCUCAUAUGCCUUGUUGAGGGCAUCAGUUUCUCAAUCACCUGUCAUAUUUCAGUAUGCAACAGGAAUCUUCUAUGUGCUAUUGUUGAGAUUUAGAGAAAGUCUUAAAGGAGAAAUUGGAGUUUUUCUCCCCUUGAUUGUUUUGCGGUCACUGGAUAGCACGGAAUGCCCACUGAACCAAAAAUUGUCUGUUCUACGGAUGCUAGAGAAAAUUUGCAAGGAUUCUCAAAUGCUAGUUGACUUGUUUGUUAACUACGACUGUGAUCUUGAGGCACCUAACCUGUUUGAGCGCAUGGUCACUACAUUAUCAAAGCUCGCUCAAGGGACUCAAAGCAUUGAUCCCAAUUCUGUUACUGCAUCCCAGAUGGGUUCAAUAAAGAGUUCAUCACUUCAAUGCCUAGUAAAUGUGCUCAAGUCUUUGGUUGAUUGGGAGAAGUCUCUGAGGGAAUCUCCUAAGCAGGCGAAAGGUCAACAUUCAUAUGAAGAACUUUCCUCCACAGAAUCCAGUGAGGCAGAUAUUAAGGAAGACUCGCCCAACAAUUUUGAAAAGGCCAAGGCACACAAAUCUACAUUGCAAGCGGCAAUAUCAGAGUUCAACAGGCGUCCAGGAAAGGGUAUUGAGUAUCUGUUAUCAAAUAAACUGGUGGAAAACACACCUGUUUCAGUAGCCCUAUUUUUAAGGAACACACCUGCUUUGGACAAGGCUGUUAUUGGAGAUUAUUUGGGCCAACAUGAGGAGUUUCCCCUCGCUGUCAUGCAUUCUUAUGUAGAUUCUAUGAAUUUUUCUGGGAUGAAGUUUGAUGUUGCAAUUCGUGAGUUUCUUAGAGGAUUUAGACUUCCUGGAGAAGCUCAAAAGAUAGAUCGAAUAAUGGAGAAGUUUGCAGAACGGUAUUGCGCAGACAAUCCUGGGCUUUUCAAGAAUGCAGACACUGCAUAUGUACUUGCCUAUGCAGUUAUCAUGUUGAAUACUGAUGCACACAACCCAAUGGUAUGGCCUAAAAUGUCCAAGGCUGAUUUUGUACGCAUGAAUACUACAAAUGAUGCCGAAGAUUCUGCCCCAGAAGAACUAUUGGAAGAGAUCUAUGAUUCUAUAGUCAAAGAAGAAAUAAAAAUGAAAGAUGACAUGGUCACUGUUGGAAGAACUACUAGACAGAGGCCAGAAGAAGAGAGAGGUCAACUUAUCCGCAUUCUUAAUUUGGCUCUCCCAAGGGGAAAAUUGUUAACUGACCUUAAGUCUGAGAAUGAAGCUAUCAUUAAACAAACACAGACUAUAAUUCGGAAUCAAGGAGGAAAAAGGGGAGUAUUUUAUACAUCAAAUCAAAUUGAAAUUGUUAGGCCAAUGGUUGAAGCUGUAGGGUGGCCUUUGCUUGCAACCUUUUCUGUGACUAUGGGUGAAGGAGAAAACAAGCCGAGGGUCAUUCUAUGCAUGGAAGGAUUUAAAGCAGGGAUACAGAUCGCUCAUGUUCUUGGAAUGGAUACCAUGCGCUAUGCAUUUUUAACAUCUCUCAUUAGAUUCAAUUUCUUGCAUGCACCCAAGGAUAUGCGAAGUAAAAAUGUGGAGGCAAUGCGGACAUUGUUAUCUUUGUGUGAUACAGAGACUGAUGCUCUCCAAGACACCUGGCAUGCAAUUCUGGAGUGCAUUUCUCGCCUUGAAUAUAUCAUAUCCACUCCCACUAUGGCCAUGACUGUCAUGCAAGCAUCAAAUCAGCUCUCAAGAGAUGCCAUUGUCCAAUCAUUGAGAGAAUUGGCUGGCAAACCAGCUGAACAAGUGUUUGUGAAUAGUGUUAAAUUGCCCAGUGAAGUGGUUGUAGAGUUCUUCACAGCUCUCUGUAAUGUUUCAGCUGAGGAGCUAAAGCAGUACCCGGCUCGUGUUUUCAGCUUGCAAAAACUAGUGGAGAUCAGCUAUUACAAUAUGGCUCGCAUCCGCAUGGUAUGGGCCAGAAUAUGGACUGUCUUAUCUACUCAUUUUAUUUAUGCUGGAAGCCAUCCUGAUGAGAGAGUUGCUAUGUAUGCUAUUGAUUCUCUGAGGCAACUUGGUAUGAAAUAUCUGGAGAGGGCUGAACUUGCUAAUUUUACUUUCCAAAACGACAUUCUGAAGCCAUUCGUGAUCCUGAUGAGAAGUAGUCGAAAUGAAACAAUACGGAGGCUUAUUGUUGAUUGCAUUGUUCAGAUGAUAAAAUCUAAAGUCGGGAGCAUCAAGUCAGGUUGGCGUAGUGUGUUUAUGAUUUUUACAGCUGCGUCAAAUGAUGACUUGGAGCCAAUUAUUGAAAGUGCAUUUGAGAAUGUGGAACAAGUUAUAUUGGAACACUUUGACCAGGUUGUUGGAGACUGCUUCAUGGAUUGUGUCAAUUGUCUUAUUGGUUUUGCCAACAACAAAAGUUCUUACCGGAUCAGUCUGAAGGCCAUUGCUCUCCUCCGUAUAUGCGAGGACCGUCUUGCCGAGGGACUGGUACCGGGUGGUGCUUUGAAGCCCAUUGAUGUCAAUGGAGAAGCCACUUAUGAUGUGACUGAGCAUUACUGGUUUCCUAUGUUGGCUGGAUUAUCAGUUCUGACAUCAGAUCCUAGAAAAGAGGUCCGCAAUUGUGCACUGGAGGUUUUGUUUGACUUGCUGAAUGAGAGAGGUAGAAAAUUCACGUCGUCAUUUUGGGAAAGUAUUUUCCAUCGAAUUCUGUUUCCCAUUUUUGAUCAUGUAAGACAUGCCGGAAAAGAAAGUCUGGUCCAAUCUGGGGAUGAGCUCCGUGAAACUAGCAUCCACUCUCUUCAAUUGCUUUGCAAUCUUUUCAACACCUUUUACAAGGAAGUUUGUUUCAUGCUGCCUCCUCUACUGGGUUUGCUACUUGAUUGUGCCAAAAAAUCUGAUCAGACAGUGGUUUCAAUUUCAUUGGGUGCACUAGUGCACCUUAUCAAAGUUGGAGGGCACCAGUUCAGUGAUAGUGAUUGGGACACCCUAUUGGAAAGUAUAAGAGAUGCUUUAUACACAACACAACCUGUUGAGUUGCUCAAUACUUCAAGUAUUGGACAGCCCCGGAGCCCUGUAAGAUUAACCAGACAUUUGGAAGCCUCUUCAGGUGAUAGUCCUAGGUCAGCCUCUCCUGAAAACGAGGAGGUUGAUUACCGCCAAAACAAUGGCAUUUUUCAUGAUCAGAAUGUCAUGGCCAUGGAAAACCACAAUCAAGAAAUAGAUGCAGAGAUGUCCAAAGUGAGAUCUCCUAAAAAUGUUGAAGGUGGAAGCAUGCAAAGGAGCCAAACAAUUGGUCAAAAGAUCAUGGGAAAUAUGAUGGACAACAUGUUUGUUAGAAGUUUCACAUCAAAACCUAAGGAACGUGCUUCAGAUGUGUCAGUGCCAUCUUCUCCAUUAAAGAUUGCUGAUAUGAUGGAAAUAGAAGCUACAGAAGAAGUAGAGAGCCCCAUAUUUGCUACCAUCAGGAGCAAAUGCAUCACACAGCUACUCCUCCUGGAUGCUAUUGAUAGUAUUCAGGGGAAAUACUGGAACAAGUUGACUACAACACAAAAGGUUGCUCUAAUGGACAUAUUAUUUUCUGUAUUAGAGUUCGCAUCAUCAUAUAAUUCAUAUGCCAAUCUCAGAUUGCGUAUGCACCAUAUUUCUGCCGAAAGGCCACCUCUAAACCUUCUUCGCCAGGAAUUAGCUGGUACAUGCAUUUACUUAGACAUUUUGCAAAAGGCAACUUCUGACAUUAAUGCUAAAAGAGAUGAAGAACUUGGUGAUGAAGUCAACUCGACGGAAAAGGAUACAAUGAAAAAUGAUAUUUCUUCUUCUUCUUCAUAUUAUGUUGUUGGAAGAGAUGAUAAACUUGAAAUGGUAGCAGAGGGGAAGCUAGUGUCUUUCUGUGAACAGGUGUUGAAGGAGGCUUCUGAUUUUCAAUCAACUCUUGGUGAGACAACGAAUAUGGAUAUACACCGGGUUCUUGAUUUAAGGUCUCCAGUUAUUGUGAAGGUGCUUAAGGGCAUGUCUUAUAUGAACAACCAGAUAUUUAGAAGACACUUGAGAGAGUUCUAUCCUUUUAUAACUAAACUAGUUUGUUGCGACCAGAUGGAUGUUCGAGGUGCCCUUGCGGAUCUCUUCAGCAUGCAGUUGAAUCCAUUGUUACCUGUUCAUUGAGUGUAGUUGUGAAAUUGCCCAGAUCAUUUCUGUAAACGCGAGUAAGAAGAUGAAAAAGUUACCCACUAUUUGUACUUCCUUUUGAUAUCGGAUUUUUCAUUUCUAUAGCGAUGAUGCUUAGAUUUUUUUUAUGUGUGUAAUAUUCCCAGUGUUGUGCUUUUGAAAUAGAGCCUUUUAUGAGACCACAAUACCUAGCAAGAGACAGAAUUAACACAUUUAUUUGAAAGGCAACUAUAGAUAUAAUACCAUGUUAAAUUUGUGCA